Molecule: messenger RNA, 1130 nt
Organism: Nycticebus coucang (slow loris)
Lineage: Eukaryota; Metazoa; Chordata; Mammalia; Primates; Lorisidae
Gene: PDCD6
Product: programmed cell death 6
Exons: 6
Coding region: 104-679 (191 amino acids)
Molecular function (GO): calcium ion binding
Source: RefSeq, a predicted model, not a curated record
GUGGCGUAGCGCCAGGCUCCGCUCCAGGCAAAGGCGGAAACCGAGUUGUCCCAGCGGAGUAGCAUUGCCGCCGGAGCCUCAGCCCAGCUGUGUGCCUCGGCUCAUGGCCUCCUACUCCUACCGCCUCGGCCCCGGGGCUGGCCCCGGCCCUACUGCGGGCGCGGCGCUGCCGGAUCAAAGCUUCCUAUGGAACGUCUUCCAGAGGGUUGAUAAAGAUAGGAGUGGUGUGAUAUCAGACAAUGAGCUCCAGCAAGCACUAUCCAAUGGCACAUGGACUCCAUUUAACCCAGUGACUGUCAGGUCAAUCAUCUCAAUGUUUGACCGGGAGAACAAGGCUGGUGUGAACUUCAGUGAGUUCACAGGCGUGUGGAAGUACAUCACAGACUGGCAGAACGUCUUCCGUACCUACGACAGAGACAACUCUGGCAUGAUUGACAAGAAUGAGCUCAAGCAAGCUCUCUCAGGUUUUGGCUACCGGCUCUCGGACCAGUUCCACGAUAUCCUCAUUCGGAAGUUUGACAGGCAAGGACGGGGCCAGAUUGCCUUUGACGACUUCAUUCAGGGCUGCAUCGUGCUGCAGAGAUUGACAGAUAUAUUCAGACGCUACGACACAGAUCAAGAUGGCUGGAUUCAGGUGUCUUAUGAACAGUAUCUGUCCAUGGUCUUCAGUAUUGUAUGAUGCUGGCCUUUUGUGAAUAGAAACAUUACUUACAGAAAAAAGACCCAAAAUGCCAAAUCUCUUACCUGUAACAGAACAUGGAUGCGGUUAGAUGCUGUUUUUCCUUUAUAUUUUACCAUAUGGGAACCUGACUGUACAUAUGUGGAUAAGUUGAUUAAUGUUUUUGCAGUUGUGGUAGAAGUUGUGUCAUUAUAGUACAAACAUUAGAUUUGGUGACUAUUUCUUUGUGCCAUGUUGGAAAUGGAAUAAUGUUUUGGGUAUUGUGCUUGCAAAACAAUGCAUCAUGUGCUUUUCUAGAUAUCUCCAAUUCUGUAGUGGAAAUGCUUUUUUUAGCCAAUAGAAAUUGUAAAAUAAUAUGGAACUUGCACAGAAGGCUUUUCAUGUGCCUUACUUUUUUAAAAAGGAGUUUAUUGGUAUCAUUGGAAUAAACAAUAAAAUGGUACAAAUUUGG